AUGAAGAAAACAAGUGGAAGAAAGAGAAAAGCAGAUGAUGCUGAAACCAAUUCGAUCAUUAAACCUAUCCCAAAUGAAAUCAGCUUAAACAUACUUUCUAGAUUACCGUUUGAUUCAGUGUUGGAUUCCAAAUUGGUAUCCAAAUCAUGGUGUAAAGCUAUUCAAAACCCUUCCUUUGCUCAGAUUCACUUCCGCCAGCAACAACUUGAUGGUGGUUCUUCUGAUACUAAGGUCAGUUUUCUGUUCUCAACUAUAGAGGGAAAAAGUAGACUUUAUUAUGGGGAGUAUGAUGAAAAUGGAAAAAAAUCAUGUAUGCAACUUAAAACUGUUAAUUUUCCUCGCAUUGAAAAGCGUUUUGGUACAAAUGCAAUGGUUGGGUCUUGUAAUGGUUUAAUUUGUUUCACUGUAUCUUUCACACACAAUAUUGAUGAUCCUAUCUACAUCUGUAAUCCCUGCAUUGGAGAACUAGUUAAACUUCCAAGACUCACAGUGAUGGCUAGAAACAAGAACAGUGUUGAGUUUAAGAAGCCAACUUAUUUGGAUGGUAGUAUUGUGAGUGGAUUUGGAUAUAAUCCUGCCACUGAUGAAUACAAAGUUGUUAGGAUCUACUAUGCCGACCCGCGCAGGAGUUCAGACCCACCCAAGGGUCAAGUUCAGGUCUAUACUGUUGGUAGUGGAAGUGGGUGGAGAAGCGUAGGAGAAAGUCCAUACUCGUUGCAGCGUUACAAGUAUUCACGCACUGUCCUUGUAAAUUGUGAGCCUUGGUCGGAUAAGAAAUGUGCGAUUUACAUUCCAUCUCGGGGUAUACUUGCGAAUGGUGCUCUUUAUUGGCUGGAUGAAGCGUGGAAUGUUGUAUCCUCCAAUUUAGCAGAUGAGAGGUUCAGUUUGCUCCCAUCACCGCCUUGUUUUCGCCCUGGUGAGAAAAACUUUUAUACACUGCAAGUUUUGGGAGGGUGUUUAUGUGUUGUGAAUGUUCAUGCUGGUAAAAGUCUUGACAUAUGGUCAUUCAAAGAAGGAUAA
Messenger RNA from Papaver somniferum (opium poppy), 1020 nucleotides. RefSeq names its product F-box protein At3g07870-like. The transcript has a single exon. Bases 1 to 1020 code for a protein of 339 amino acids. NCBI's taxonomy places the organism in Eukaryota, Viridiplantae, Streptophyta, Magnoliopsida, Ranunculales, Papaveraceae. Gene Ontology annotation, molecular function: protein binding. The record is from RefSeq and is a predicted model, not a curated record.